Molecule: messenger RNA, 357 nt
Organism: Desarmillaria tabescens
Lineage: Eukaryota; Fungi; Basidiomycota; Agaricomycetes; Agaricales; Physalacriaceae
Exons: 4
Coding region: 1-357 (118 amino acids)
Source: RefSeq, a predicted model, not a curated record
AUGCCGCAUUCAGAACCAGAUCCAUGCGCCUCCUCUAUGGGCUCUAUAUUGAAUCCCACUACCCGCUCAAAUUCCAAUUCGAGUGCUUUAUUUGCAGCGGCGAUGUUGGAGAAGCAUCCAAUUCUUAUAGAAUUAGAAAAGUGGAGGGAGCGUCUCUUUCCCCCUUCUCCUAGAGAUCUAUUCGAUGAAUCAGUAGACGAAGCCACGCGGCAAGCUCGUCAGCAAGCGUAUGCAGCCAAGAAGGAUGCUGUGAGGAAGGAUGUCCUUGAGGAAUAUAAGAAAUGGUGGGUUGACAACGCGGAAGCACUUGAAGAAUGGCUUGAUAGCGGUGAGGAAAAUGAGGGACCGUGUUUUUGA